Molecule: messenger RNA, 1782 nt
Organism: Rhea pennata
Lineage: Eukaryota; Metazoa; Chordata; Aves; Rheiformes; Rheidae
Product: potassium voltage-gated channel subfamily A member 3-like
Exons: 1
Coding region: 1-1782 (593 amino acids)
Biological process (GO): protein homooligomerization; potassium ion transmembrane transport
Cellular component (GO): voltage-gated potassium channel complex; membrane
Molecular function (GO): delayed rectifier potassium channel activity; protein binding
Source: RefSeq, a predicted model, not a curated record
AUGGACGAGCGCCUGAGCUUGCUCCGCUCCCCGGCCGCCUCCGCCGCCGGCCGGCACCCGCGGGCCAGCAGCCACCGCAACCUGGGCUACAGCGAGCAGCCGCCCCCCGGCGCCCCGGGCGCCCGCCGCGAGGAGGAGGAGGAGGAGGAGGAGGAGGAGGAGGAGGGCGAGGAGGCGGAAGGAGGCAGCAUGACCGUGGUGGUGGGCGGCAGCGGCGGCGGCGGCGACCCCUCGCCGGAGGAGCCGCCGCAUCCUGCCCCGCUGCUCGGCGCCGGCGAGCGCUACGACGCGGCGCUGCCGGCCGCCGCCGCCGCCGCCUCCGCCGGGCCCCCCGGGCCAGGCGGCGAGCACGAGUGCUGCGAGCGCGUGGUGAUCAACAUCUCGGGCUUGCGCUUCGAGACGCAGCUCAAGACGCUGGCGCAGUUCCCCGAGACGCUGCUGGGCGACCCGCGCAAGCGCAUGCGCUACUUCGACCCGCUCCGCAACGAGUACUUCUUCGACCGCAACCGGCCCAGCUUCGACGCCAUCCUCUACUACUACCAGUCGGGCGGGCGCAUCCGGCGGCCCGUCAACGUCCCCAUCGACAUCUUCUCCGAGGAGAUCCGCUUCUACCAGCUGGGGGAGGAGGCCAUGGAGAAGUUUCGGGAGGACGAGGGCUUCAUUCGGGAGGAGCAGAGGCCGCUGCCCGACAAGGAGUUUCAGCGCCAAGUGUGGCUCCUCUUCGAGUACCCGGAGAGCUCUGGGCCGGCCCGAGGCAUCGCCAUAGUCUCUGUCUUGGUCAUCCUCAUCUCCAUCGUCAUCUUCUGUCUGGAGACCCUGCCUGAAUUCAGGGAUGACCAUGACUAUGAGGGAACCGGAGGGACCUUUGGGACGGGUGGUGGCCCUUUUCCAUCUGACGUCUUCACCAACUCCUCGUCCUCGGCUACUUCCAUGGUGUCGUCUUUCACCGACCCUUUCUUUGUGGUGGAGACUUUGUGCAUCAUCUGGUUCUCUUUCGAGCUGCUCGUCCGCUUCUUCGCCUGCCCCAGCAAGGCCACCUUCUCCAAGAACAUCAUGAACAUCAUUGACAUUGUGGCCAUCAUUCCCUACUUCAUCACACUGGGCACUGAGCUGGCCGAGAGGCAAGGGAAUGGCCAGCAAGCCAUGUCCUUGGCCAUUCUUAGAGUCAUCCGGCUGGUCAGGGUCUUCCGCAUCUUCAAGCUCUCGCGGCACUCCAAGGGGCUGCAGAUCCUGGGGCAGACCCUCAAGGCCAGCAUGCGGGAGUUGGGUUUACUAAUCUUCUUCCUCUUCAUCGGCGUUAUCCUCUUCUCCAGCGCUGUCUACUUCGCAGAAGCUGAUGACCCCAGUUCGGGUUUCAGUAGCAUCCCGGAUGCCUUCUGGUGGGCCGUGGUGACCAUGACCACGGUGGGCUAUGGGGACAUGCACCCUAUCACUAUCGGGGGUAAGAUUGUGGGCUCUCUCUGUGCCAUCGCGGGGGUGCUAACCAUCGCUCUCCCAGUGCCCGUCAUCGUCUCCAAUUUCAACUAUUUCUACCAUCGGGAGACCGAAGGUGAGGAGCAAGCCCAGUACAUGCACGUUGGCAGCUGCCAGCACCUCUCGUCCACCGAGGAAAUGAGGAAGGCUCGCAGCAAUUCCACCCUGAGCAAGUCGGAGUACAUGGUGAUAGAAGAAGGGGGGAUCAACCACAGUGCAUUCAAACAGGCUGCCUUUAAGACAGGCAACUGCACAACCACAAACAAUCCCAACUGUGUGAACAUCAAAAAGAUCUUUACGGAUGUGUAA